UAUCGCGUUAGUGUUUGAACAUCUCAUUCGGAAGAAGAGGACGGGAAAUAUCAAUAUAAUUACACGAAACACAGAUUAUAUAUCUGCGUGAAACUCGCAGCAUCGACGCUGCUGCAGCCUGAUAGAGAAAGGACUAUACCAACUCCGGCAUAGGGAGGGGGUUACCUGAAUUCAAAUUAUAUUCACUGGGAAAAUAUAGAGCUACAAACAGCUCGAUUAUGAUGUUAAAAUUAAAAGUCAUAUUCAUUUUUUAUUAAAAGAUCCCCGGUAUCACAAUUUCCUUUGCGGUUCAUAUUAGAUGAAUUGUUAAACCGCGCUGAUCGGUUUGUAUUUUGUGAUUGGUAUAUUCCUCGUCCUGUGGGAGACAGACCCGUUCAGACACUGAGGGAGAGCAGAGAGGAGAUUUGGAGUGGCUGGUAACGGCUCUCACCUGAAGAGCAGAAAGGACACAUUCACUGAGGAGACGGUCAGAGCGAGUGACUAGAGCACUAGAGCCGUGCUGCACACCCCACUGACAAUACCUGAAGACUGCCUUAUCCUGGUGAAAGCCAAGGAACAAAGAUGGAGUUGGUACCUAUCUGCAUUAAACAGGAGAUGCCUGAACUGCAGCCUGUCCACAUGAAAGAAGAGACUGAACUGGAGCCUGUCCACAUGAAAGAAGAGACUGAACUGGAGCCUGUCCACAUGAAAGAAGAGACUGAACUGGAGUCUGUCCACAUUAAAGAAGAGACUGAACUGGGGCCUGUCCACAUUAAAGAAGAGACUGAACUGGAGCCUGUCCACAUUAAAGAAGAGACUGAACUGGAGCCUGUCCACAUUAAAGAAGAAGAGACUGAACUGGAGCCUGUCCACAUUAAAGAAGAAGAGACUGAACUGGAGCCUGUCCACAUUAAAGAGGAAGAGACUGAACUGGAGCCUGUCCACAUUAAAGAAGAGACUGAACUGGAGCCUGUGCACAUGAAAGAGGAGACUGAACUGGAGCCUGUCCACAUUAAAGAAGAAGAGACUGAACUGGAGCCUGUCCACAUUAAAGAGGAAGAGGCUGAACUGGAGCCUGUCCACAUUAAAGAAGAGACUGAACUGGAGCCUGUGCACAUGAAAGAGGAGACUGAACUGGAGCCUGUCCACAUUAAAGAAGAGGCUGAACUGGAGCCUGUCCACAUUAAAGAAGAGACUGAACUGGAGCCUGUCCACAUUAAAGAAGAGACUGAACUGGAGCCUGUCCACAUUGAAGGGGAAUCUGUUGACUUGUUUAAGGAUACAGAAAAUAUAUCCUGGCCAAAGAUAUUACAUCAGUGUAAUAAAUGUGGGCAGAGCUUCAGCAAGCCAGGAAGCCUAAAAACACACCAGCAGAGUCACACUGGAGAGAAGCCGCACCACUGUACUGAAUGUGGAAAGAGCUUCCGUGAGUUAGCAGUCCUAAAAAGACACCAGCGACUUCACACUGGAGAGAAGCCGUAUCAAUGUACUGUAUGUGGGAAGUGCUUCAAUGCGUCAGGAAGCCUAAAAAGACACCAGCGACUUCACACUGGAGAGAAGCCAUAUCAAUGUACUGAAUGUGGGAAAAGCUUCACUGAGAAAGGAAAACUAAACAAACACCAGCGAAUUCACACUGGAGAGAAGCCGUAUCAAUGUACUGAAUGUGGGAAGAGCUUUAGUGCGUCAGGAAACCUAAAAAAACACCAGCGAAUUCACACUGGAGAGAAGCCGUAUCAAUGUACUGAAUGUGGAAAGCGCUUCACUGACAAAGGAACUCGAAACAAACACCAGCUAAUUCACACUGGAGAGAAGCUGUAUCAGUGUAUUGAAUGUGGGAAGAGUUUCACUGUGUUAGGAAGCCUAAAAAGACACCAUCGAUUUCACACUAGAGAGAAGCCGUAUCAAUGUACUGAAUGUGGAAAGCGCUUCACUGAGAAAGGAACACUAAACAAACACCAGCGAAUUCACACUGGAGAGAAGCCGUAUCAAUGUACUGAAUGUGGGAAGUGCUUCAAUGCGUCAGGAAACCUAAAAACACACCAGCGACUUCACACUAGAGAGAAGCCGUAUCAAUGUACUGAAUGUGGAAAGCGCUUCAUUGACAAAGGAACACUAAACAAACACCAGCGAAUUCACACUGGAGAGAAGCCGUAUCAAUGUACUGAAUGUGGGAAGUGCUUCAAUGCGUCAGGAAACCUAAAAACACACCAGCGACUUCACACUAGAGAGAAGCCAUAUCAAUGUAUUGAAUGUGGAGAGAGCUUCACUAACAAAGGAAAACUAGAAAAACAUCAGAGAAUUCACACCGGAGAGAAGCCACACCACUGUACUGACUGUGGGAAGAGCUUCAAUGUGUCAGGAAAACUAAAAAUACACCAGCGCAUUCACACUGGAGAGAAGCCAUAUCAAUGUAUUGAAUGUGGAAAGAGCUUCACUGACAAAGAAAAAUUAAAAAAACACCAGCGAAUUCACACUGGAGAGAAGCCGUAUCACUGUGUUGAAUGUGGAGAGAGCUUCAGUGAGUCAGGAAACCUAAAUAAACACCAGCGCAGUCACACUGGAGAGAAGCCGUAUCACUGUGUUGAAUGUGGGGAGAGCUUUAGGCAGUCAGGAAACCUAAAUAAACACCAGCGCAGUCACACUGGAGAGAAGCCGUAUCAUUGUGUUGAAUGUGGGGAGAGCUUUAGGCAGUCAGGAAACCUAAAUAAACACCAGCGCAGUCACACUGGAGAGAAGCCGUAUCAUUGUGUUGAAUGUGGGGAGAGCUUUAGGCAGUCAGGAACACUAAAAACACACCAGCGCAGUCACACUGGAGAGAAGCCGUAUCAUUGUGUUGAAUGUGGGGAGAGCUUUAGGCAGUCAGGAAACCUAAAUAAACACCAGCGCAGUCACACUGGAGAGAAGCCGUAUCAUUGUGUUGAAUGUGGGGAGAGCUUUAGGCAGUCAGGAACACUAAAAGAACACCAGCGCAUUCACACUGGAGAGAAGCCGUAUCAUUGUGUUGAAUGUGGGGAGAGCUUUAGGCAGUCAGGAACACUAAAAACACACCAGCGCAGUCACACUGGAGAGAAGCCGUAUCAUUGUGUUGAAUGUGGGGAGAGCUUUAGGCAGUCAGGAACACUAAAAACACACCAGCGCAGUCACACUGGAGAGAAGCCGUAUCACUGUCUUGAAUGUGGGGAGAGCUUUAGGCAGUCAGGAACACUAAAAACACACCAGCGCAGUCACACUGGAGAGAAGCCGUAUCAUUGUGUUGAAUGUGGGGAGAGCUUUAGGCAGUCAGGAACACUAAAAACACACCAGCGAAUUCACACUGGAUCCAGCCUCCCUCCUCUCCCAGUCCCUCACCUCUCCACCCUGCUUGCUUGAGUGUGUGGAGAGCUGUCUGAUUCCUUGUCUCUCUCUCUCACCCUGCAGUAAAUGAAGGGGGUCCCCAGGAGUGAGCCAGCCUGAAUCCAGAGACACUGAGAAGGGGAGCAUGUCAAACUGAAGGAGACAGACCCAUUCUUUCAGAAUGAACUGCAUUGGAAAUUAAUCUCACUUAUCAUGCUGUGAGGAUUUAUGCCAAGCUUGUUUCUGUGAACACAUUAAACAACGUUGCCGAUAACACAUCAUAUUUUUAAAAUACCAUUACUGUACCAGUGUCGGUGAGAACAGAAGUGAAUUAUUUAUAAGAAACUAAAACUAAAAAUCUCUUCAUGGGUGUGGCAGCAGUGUGCCCUUCAUAUUACUAGAAUGGUCUGUAAGCUAUUGCACCAGUGCAAGCACAAGCUGAAACAACCUUUUUUUCUUUUUUUUAUUUCACAUGGUGCAAACUUUGCACUGGAGCAAGUGCUGUUUUGGGUUUGAAUGAACUUGACUGCUUUGAGUGUUUAAAGGGCACAUACAGACCUUUUAUUUUAUUGUGUUACAUGUUCCCAUGUGUUUACGUACGGUGUGUAUUGUUUUCAUUUUUUUAUACAUUUUGACCACUUUUUUAAACUUUUAAAUUGCAUUCACUGCCUCAAGAUGGCUUCCCAUGUACCUACAUGGACCUCUCAGAACUACAUUUCCCAUCCUCCUCCUGCUCACAUAUGUAACUGAGAUGAAUUUACCAAUGAGCAGGAGGAUGAUGGGAAAUGUAGUUCUGAGAGGUCCUUGAGGCAGUGAAUGCAAUUUAAAAGUUUAAAAAAGUGGUCAAAAUAUAAAAAUAAAACAACAAAUUAAACAAUACACACACCUUCCGUAAGCAGUUGUAGCAACACAUGGGAACAUGCGACACAAUCAAAUAAAAAGGUCCUUAUGCACCCUUUAAGUACUGAGAACCUCCAAGCUUGUUGUAUACUGGAGCCCUGCUUCAAUGCAGUGGGAUUGAAAUACAAUUCCUAUCAUUUUUAUUGUGUAAAUUGCUGUGUGUGCAAUUAUGACAGACCCACAAUAUUAGAGCUGUAUAAAUAUACUGUAAAGCAUGAAAGGUUUGCAAGUAAAAGAGUCAUAAAAGUUGCAUUUACUCAAAUCUGCAAUACAUACAUGCUACAACAUUACCAUCAUUACUACAUUCAUAGUUAUACAGUUUAUGAAUAAUUGAUAUAAACAAUCUGCAGAGUGAAGUUGCCUCAGACUGUUUGACAGAAAGAUAGCUGGUGCUUUUGUGGAAUCACCAUUAGCUGUUUAUUCCUUUUGGGCAAAAUAUGGCUUGUUUGCUUGUAUUGUGUAUCAGUAUGAUAUCAUUAGAGUGACAAUGCAGUACAUCCAAAGGCAGGCUUAGUUAUUUAUAAAGGAUUUCAUUGACAUUGAGUUUGAGUUCCUGUAUGUUUUCCAGUAUCUGUGUGUAUAAAGGGCACAUUAUUAUGUUUCCAUUACCUCUGUAUGUAAAAGGUUUCUCAUUGUUUAAACUGCCAUUGAUUCCUGAGAUACAGAUCUGCAGUGGAACUGAACAAACCCAAGAGAGACAUUGAAAGAGGGGAAGAUGCUGCUGCUUGUGGUGAAUAUUCCCUGAAGAUGAUAUUAAUACAUGAAAGUGUAUUAUAAAUGUAACUGGACAGAUUAAUGCAAUCUCUGUGUCUUGAAGAAAAAGGGCUCCUUUCCUGCAGACACACUGAACUGUGUGACCCCUGAACUAGGUGAGCAGGGCUGGGUGGCAUCUGGACUGGAUUAGGCUGAAAGGACAGUUGAAUUCUGUACAGAUAAUUCACAGCGGCAACAAGAAGCGGUUUGGUGCGAGGAAGACAUAAAGCAUCGAUGUCCUAGCGGAAAAGGACAUUAAACAUCAAAGGACUGAGUUUUAAGGUGCAAGAUGAACAAAUGACCAAUGCAGAUAGCAACCUAGCAUAGAGAAAUGCUAUAAAUAUUCAAGCAAAACUAAACAUGUUGUGCUCCACUUUGAUUGCUAAACUAAUUGCUGUCACUCUGCUAUGCCAAGCUGCAACUCCAGGACUCUGACUGAGAACACGACCCAAAAAGGGAAGGCAAGCUAGUAAACGAGCAAAUGCAGAGAGACUGAGUUUGCUGUAAGCCAGUAUAGUUCCAGUUGCGUUUUCCUCUCAUGAAACUAAAUUAAUUAAUUGUAACACUAUCACGUACAAUUGAAAUGUUAAUUGUUUAGUUUGCACACCUUGUGUGUGAAAUAACGUUUUAGUGAAACUUGAUUAAGUAACAAUAAGUAAUCUAUCUCAUAGUUGGAUGAAGAAUGUAUUUUAAAGUAAUCUUGCUAUAUCGUUAAACAAUUUACUAUUAGUAAGCUUUAGUGUGAUCUAUUGUAAGAUUGUCUGAACCAUUUCAGUUUAGGCUGUAUGUGUGUGUGUGAGUGUAAGCAGUGUCAUAUUUCACUGGCCCUGCUAGCUGCUUUAACGCAGGCUGAGAGCUUUGACUUUAUGACUGUUAUGCUUAGAAAACCAAGAGAUUGACUUAAUGACUUUUGUGAUUUCUGUUUAAUAUUUGUGCUCUGAAUACAAUACUACUAUUGAUGAAACAUUCCUUGUGUCUAGAGUGUGUAUGUGGGUUCAUAGUAAAUCCUCAAUCGUGUAAAACAUCAAUUAAAUAGGUUUUAUACGAGAACUAAUCAAUCUAGAUAAAACUCUAAACUCUCAAUUAUAGAAUUGUUCUUAGAGGCUUUGUGAAAUGAGAAAUGGGAUUACCUCUGUGUCAUGGAAUUCCUUUGCUAGUGUAUCAUGAUGUAAGCCCUGGAGUGUGGGCUCAGUCUUCAUGAAAUGAGAAAUGGAAUUCCUUUGCUAGUGUCUCAUGAUGUAAGCCCUGGAGUGUGGGCUCAGUCUUCAUGAAAUGAGAAAUGGGAUUCCUUUGCUAGUGUAUCAUGAUGUAAGCCCUGGAGUGUGGGCUCAGUCUUCAUGAAAUGAGAAAUGGAAUUCCUUUGCUAGUGUAUCAUGAUGUAAGCCCUGGAGUGUGGGCUCAGUCUUCAUGAAAUGAGAAAUGGGAUUCCCUCUGUAUCAUGGAAUUCCUUUGCUAGUGUCUCAUGAUGUAAGCCCUGGAGUGUGGGCUCAGUCUUCAUGAAAUGAGAAAUGGAAUUCCUUUGCUAGUGUAUCAUGAUGUAAGCCCUGGAGUGUGGGCUCAGUCCUCAUGAAAUGAGAAAUGGAAUUCCUUUGCUAGUGUCUCGUGAUGUAAGCCCUGGAGUGUGGGCUCAGUCUUCAUGAAAUGAGAAAUGGAAUUCCUUUGCUAGUGUAUCAUGAUGUAAGCCCUGGAGUGUGGGCUCAGUCUUCAUGAAAUGAGAAAUGGAAUUCCUUUGCUAGUGUAUCAUGAUGUAAGCCCUGGAGUGUGGGCUCAGUCUUCAUGAAAUGAGAAAUGGGAUUCCCUCUGUAUCAUGGAAUUCCUUUGCUAGUGUAUCAUGAUGUAAGCCCUGGAGUGUGGGCUCAGUCCUCAUGAAAUGAGAAAUGGAAUUCCUUUGCUAGUGUCUCAUGAUGUAAGCCCUGGAGUGUGGGCUCAGUCUUCAUGAAAUGAGAAAUGGAAUUCCUUUGCUAGUGUCUCAUGAUGUAAGCCCUGGAGUGUGGGCUCAGUCUUCAUGAAAUGAGAAAUGGAAUUCCUUUGCUAGUGUAUCAUGAUGUAAGCCCUGGAGUGUGGGCUCAGUCUUCAUGAAAUGAGAAAUGGAAUUCCUUUGCUAGUGUCUCAUGAUGUAAGCCCUGUAGUGUGGGCUCAGUCUUCAUGAAAUGAGAAAUGGAAUUCCUUUGCUAGUGUAUCAUGAUGUAAGCCCUGGAGUGUGGGCUCAGUCUUCAUGAAAUGAGAAAUGGAAUUCCUUUGCUAGUGUAUCAUGAUGUAAGCCCUGGAGUGUGGGCUCAGUCUUCAUGAAAUGAGAAAUGGAAUUCCUUUGCUAGUGUCUCAUGAUGUAAGCCCUGUAGUGUGGGCUCAGUCUUCAUGAAAUGAGAAAUGGAAUUCCUUUGCUAGUGUAUCAUGAUGUAAGCCCUGGAGUGUGGGCUCAGUCUUCAUGAAAUGAGAAAUGGAAUUCCUUUGCUAGUGUCUCAUGAUGUAAGCCCUGUAGUGUGGGCUCAGUCUUCAUGAAAUGAGAAAUGGAAUUCCUUUGCUAGUGUAUCAUGAUGUAAGCCCUGGAGUGUGGGCUCAGUCUUCAUGAAAUGAGAAAUGGGAUUCCCUCUGUAUCAUGGAAUUCCUUUGCUAGUGUAUCAUGAUGUAAGCCCUGGAGUGUGGGCUCAGUCCUCAUGAAAUGAGAAAUGGAAUUCCUUUGCUAGUGUCUCAUGAUGUAAGCCCUGGAGUGUGGGCUCAGUCUUCAUGAAAUGAGAAAUGGAAUUCCUUUGCUAGUGUCUCAUGAUGUAAGCCCUGGAGUGUGGGCUCAGUCUUCAUGAAAUGAGAAAUGGAAUUCCUUUGCUAGUGUAUCAUGAUGUAAGCCCUGGAGUGUGGGCUCAGUCUUCAUGAAAUGAGAAAUGGAAUUCCUUUGCUAGUGUCUCAUGAUGUAAGCCCUGUAGUGUGGGCUCAGUCUUCAUGAAAUGAGAAAUGGAAUUCCUUUGCUAGUGUAUCAUGAUGUAAGCCCUGGAGUGUGGGCUCAGUCUUCAUGAAAUGAGAAAUGGAAUUCCUUUGCUAGUGUAUCAUGAUGUAAGCCCUGGAGUGUGGGCUCAGUCUUCAUGAAAUGAGAAAUGGAAUUCCUUUGCUAGUGUCUCAUGAUGUAAGCCCUGUAGUGUGGGCUCAGUCUUCAUGAAAUGAGAAAUGGAAUUCCUUUGCUAGUGUAUCAUGAUGUAAGCCCUGGAGUGUGGGCUCAGUCUUCAUGAAAUGAGAAAUGGGAUUCCCUCUGUAUCAUGGAAUUCCUUUGCUAGUGUAUCAUGAUGUAAGCCCUGGAGUGUGGGCUCAGUCCUCAUGAAAUGAGAAAUGGAAUUCCUUUGCUAGUGUCUCAUGAUGUAAGCCCUGGAGUGUGGGCUCAGUCUUCAUGAAAUGAGAAAUGGAAUUCCUUUGCUAGUGUCUCAUGAUGUAAGCCCUGGAGUGUGGGCUCAGUCUUCAUGAAAUGAGAAAUGGAAUUCCUUUGCUAGUGUAUCAUGAUGUAAGCCCUGGAGUGUGGGCUCAGUCUUCAUGAAAUGAGAAAUGGAAUUCCUUUGCUAGUGUCUCAUGAUGUAAGCCCUGUAGUGUGGGCUCAGUCUUCAUGAAAUGAGAAAUGGAAUUCCUUUGCUAGUGUAUCAUGAUGUAAGCCCUGGAGUGUGGGCUCAGUCUUCAUGAAAUGAGAAAUGGGAUUCCCUCUGUAUCAUGGAAUUCCUUUGCUAGUGUCUCAUGAUGUAAGCCCUGGAGUGUGGGCUCAGUCUUCAUGAAAUGAGAAAUGGAAUUCCUUUGCUAGUGUAUCAUGAUGUAAGCCCUGGAGUGUGGGCUCAGUCUUCAUGAAAUGAGAAAUGGAAUUCCUUUGCUAGUGUAUCAUGAUGUAAGCCCUGGAGUGUGGGCUCAGUCUUCAUGAAAUGAGAAAUGGAAUUCCUUUGCUAGUGUAUCAUGAUGUAAGCCCUGGAGUGUGUGCUCAGUCUUCAUGAAAUGAGAAAUGGAAUUCCUUUGCUAGUGUAUCAUGAUGUAAGCCCUGGAGUGUGGGCUCAGUCUUCAUGAAAUGAGAAAUGGAAUUCCUUUGCUAGUGUCUCAUGAUGUAAGCCCUGGAGUGUGGGCUCAGUCUUCAUGAAAUGAGAAAUGGAAUUCCUUUGCUAGUGUAUCAUGAUGUAAGCCCUGGAGUGUGGGCUCAGUCUUCUCUGCUGCCUGCUUGUUCUCAGUGUGUGAGUUCAGCUGCAUUUCCAGUGUCCUGAGCUGGGCUUUGAACACACUGGGGACGCAGCUGAGAACAAGCCUGGCCCACGACUCAGGGGUUUUGUUUUAGAUCAGAUAACAAGAUGAUAAACCUUAUACGCAUAACACUGUUUUAUUGUUUUUACAUUUUUUUUCUAUGAAUUUAUUAGGACUCAGAAUCUCUUUGCAUUCAUUGUGUUGCAAUUUAGACAUUUUCACUUUACGUAUUAAAAAGCACAGAUAAGUCUAUUAGAAAUAGACUACAACUCUGGCUAAAGGUUUUGCCUCACUCUGUGGAAUGAACUAAUUUUGCUUCAUAAAUUCGAAUGAAAUCUGCUGAAUAAUGUUACAUGAACACAUUGAAUUACACACUGCUUUGUAGUUUUCCAUAUACUGAAUGAAAAAGUGACAUUUUGAAAUCUAUGAUGAAGUACUGUACUACUAUUAUGGCAUCCAGUAGACACUUGUGAUAUCCUUGUGUAGUUUCUUUGAUUUCACAAUGUUAAAUAAAAGUUCUGAAUUAUGUUCAUAUAGUUGUUUUUUUUUGUUUUGUUUUUAACUAUACCAACAAAUUCUAGGUGAUGCUAAACUUUUGUCUGAGCUGUACAUAUAUAUCAGCACUGCCAUUACAGUAGAAUGUUUAAAGCUUUAUAUAUUGUGUAUCAAUUGCAUCCUGUAAGACAGUGUGAAGUGUAGAUCAUGCUAUUAAAAGAGAACACCUUUACACAUUUCACUAUUCAGAAGCCACUAAUAAACUUUGCAUUGAUUUUACACUGAA
This is a messenger RNA of Acipenser ruthenus (sterlet), 9940 nucleotides long. Its product is annotated as gastrula zinc finger protein XlCGF26.1-like. Bases 562 to 3348 code for a protein of 928 amino acids. The transcript has 3 exons. Gene Ontology annotation, molecular function: DNA-binding transcription factor activity; RNA polymerase II cis-regulatory region sequence-specific DNA binding. The record is from RefSeq and is a predicted model, not a curated record. Gene Ontology annotation, biological process: regulation of immune system process; negative regulation of transcription by RNA polymerase II; regulation of cytokine production. Lineage: Eukaryota; Metazoa; Chordata; Actinopteri; Acipenseriformes; Acipenseridae.